CUCUUUUCCUAUUUGAUAAUUCCCUUCGAAACAGAGAAGAAGAAGAAAUGGAGUCUGUUUCCUUGAAGUUUGACACAUUAUUCACAGAUUUGAAAGAAAUUGUUAUGAAAGUGGAUGCGACAAUGGCUGGCUUAAUCGCCGUAGCCUUAGUAGCAGUUUUGAUCACCCGCUACAUUUACAGAUGGCAAAAUCCAAGAUGCAAUGGAGUUCUUCCUCCAGGUUCUAUGGGGCUUCCAUUGAUUGGUGAAACCCUUCAAUUAGUUCUCCCUAGUCCAUCAAUUGAUCUUCCUCCAUUCUUGAAGAAGAGACUUAAAAGGUAUGGUCCAAUUUUCCGUACCAAUGUUGCAGGGAGGCCGGUGAUCAUCACCGCAGACCCCGAAUUCAACCAUUUUCUACUUCGACAAGACGGAAAGCUAGUCGACACUUGGUCAAUGGAUACAUUUGCUGAAGUAUUCGAUCAAGCUAGCCAGUCCUCUAAAAAAUAUACCAGGAAUUUGACCUUGAAACACUUUGGUGUAGAGUCCCUAAAAGAAAAGUUACUUCCUCAGAUGGAAGAAAUGGCUAACCAAACUCUGAGAAAGUGGUCAAAUAAAGACUCAGUUGAAGUCAAAGGAGCCUCUAUUACAAUGACUGUCAAUUUUGCAGCACAACAAAUUUUCAGCGGCGACCUUGAAAAUGCACCACUGAAUAUCAGUGAAAUGUUUAAGGACUUAGUUGAAGGAAUGAUGUCCUUCCCUAUUAACUUCCCUGGUACUGCACAUCACAAAUGUUUGCAGAUUCACAAGAAGGUGAGAGAAUUGAUGAAGGAUGUCGUCGGAAAGAGGCUUGCAGCACCUGAAAGGAGCUAUGGAGACUUGCUUGACGGCAUCAUCCAGGACAUGAACACUGAGGCAUACAUUAAGGAAGAUUUCGUAGUUCAGUUGAUGUUCGGUCUGUUAUUCGUCACCUCGGAUUCCAUCUCGACAACAUUAGCAUUAGCAUUUAAGCUACUCGCAGAUCAUCCAGCUGUUCUCCAGGAAUUAAUAGUAAAUUCUCAUGAAGAAAUCCUGAAGAACAGAGAGAACGUGGAUACACCAUUAACAUGGAGUGAAUACAAAUCAAUGACAUUUACCAUGCAGGUUAUCAAUGAAGUUUUGAGAUUAGGGAACAUUGCGCCCGGAUUUUUCCGUCGUGCCCUGAAAGAUAUCCCUGUCAACGGAUAUACUAUUCCAAAAGGAUGGGUGAUUAUGAUUGCAACAGCAGCUCUGCAUUUGAACUCUAACCAAUUUGAAGAUCCUCUUGCAUUCAAUCCAUGGCGCUGGAAGGAGAUCCAGCCAAGUGUGGUAUCAAAAUGCUUUAUGCCAUUUGGAUCAGGGAUGAAGCAAUGUGCUGGAGCAGAGUACAGCAAGGCAUUGCUGGCCACUUUCUUACAUGUUAUGGUCACAAAAUAUAGAUGGACAAUGGUGAAGGGUGGAAAAAUCGUCAGAGCACCAAUUAUAAGGUUCCCUGAUGGAUUUCACUUCAACAUCUCAGAAAAGAACAACUAA
Oldenlandia corymbosa var. corymbosa is the source of this 1526-nucleotide messenger RNA. The record is from the annotation of a GenBank genome assembly. NCBI's taxonomy places the organism in Eukaryota, Viridiplantae, Streptophyta, Magnoliopsida, Gentianales, Rubiaceae.